Messenger RNA from Acanthocheilonema viteae, 297 nucleotides. The record is from the annotation of a GenBank genome assembly. Lineage: Eukaryota; Metazoa; Nematoda; Chromadorea; Rhabditida; Onchocercidae.
AUGUUGCUGGUUGUUAUUUGGAGAAUUAUAGCACAUAUUUUUUGUCAACGAAGAGAACGGGAUGAAAUUGAUGCUGUAUUUGACCAGGAUGAAGGAAAGCAUGAAUUAUUGAAAGGUGAUUUAGAUGGUAUUGCUAUCAAACAAGAAGAAGUACAAAUAGGUUGGAUGACAGAAGCAAAAGAUUGGGCUGGUGAAUUAAUAUCAGGCCAAAGUAUGACAGGCCGAAUUUUGGUCGUAUUGGUAUUUGUUCUAUCUAUCGGUUCUCUUAUUAUCUACUUUUAUGAUGCCUCACAGUAA